UUCAUCAUUUUGAAUUAUCCAGCAUUUAAAUACUGAUUAUGAUAUACCACUAAUAUAUAACCAUUCGCCGACAAUUAUAAAGUCAAUAUAUAUGUGUGCAGAGUAACAUGCUUUGAUUUCAACAACUUGUCAGAGGUUACCAAAUUUUACCACACCGUGUGGAAAAUGAAGCAAGUGUAGCAUUAUAAACACCCCGACGUCGUUUCACCUCUCCAUCUCCAUUUUAUUUUCCUUCAAAAUGAGAUUUCUACAGCUGCUAACGCUUCUCAGCCUCCUCCUCCUCGUCAUAGUGCCCCCAACCUCAGCGACAUUCUACACCAACGUCUCUUCCAUACCACCGUCACACCUCCUAAACGCCACCCGAAGCGCGUGGGAAACAUUCUCAAAACUCGCCGGUUGCCACGUCGGAGACAAAGCCGAAGGCCUCUCGAAACUCAAACAAUACUUCCGCCGUUUCGGCUACAUCUCCUCCUCCGUCGCCGAUAACAACUUCACCGACGACUUCGACGACGUCCUCAAAUCCGCCAUCACCACUUACCAAAACAACUUCAACCUCAAAUCCACCGGAAAACUCGACGCGCCGACUCUCCAACAAAUCGUCAAACCGAGAUGCGGCAACCCGGACAUAAUCUCCGAUAUGAACGCCGGGAAGAAGCUCCGCACGGUGGCGCGUUACUCGUUCUUCCCGGGGAAGCCGAAAUGGCCGAAAAAGAAUCGAGAACUUACCUACGCGUUCGUCCCACGUAACAACCUAACGGAAGAAGUGAAAAACGUUUUCGCACGCGCGUUCACGCGCUGGGCGGACGUUACUCCCUUAAACUUCACGCGCUCCGAGUCGGUCGUUGGCGCGGAUAUAGUGAUAGGUUUUUUCGCGGGAGAGCACGGAGACGGAGAGCCGUUCGAUGGACCAAUGGGAACGCUUGCGCACGCGUCGUCUCCUCCCACGGGGAUGUUUCAUUUGGACGGGGAAGAGGAUUGGCUGAUCUCGGGGGAAGAUGUGAACCGGAGGAAGAUAUUGCCGGUGACGUCGGUGGUGGAUUUGGAGUCGGUUGCUGUUCAUGAGAUUGGGCAUCUUCUUGGGUUGGGUCACUCGUCGGUGGAGGAUGCGAUUAUGUAUCCGGCGAUUGCUGGUGGAGAUAGGAAAGUGGAGUUGGCGAAGGAUGAUAUUGAGGGGAUACAGCGUCUGUAUGGAGACGGUAGUUCUGGACGGAGAAGUGAGACUAGCGGUGGAGAUGAGUUCGGGGGUGGGUUGGUGUUUAGGUUAUCGUUGAUUGUCACGUGUAUGCUUUUGGUUUGUUGGUAGCGUUUUGACUGGGUGGGAUCUUUCGUGAGUUUCUCAAAUUUAAAUGCGGAUACACACAAUCUUUAUGUUUAGUCAUGAAUAUCUUAUUGAAGAUUCUUUUGGUGAAAUUUUCUAAUACUUUAAAAACUUUGUUGAUACACAGUUACACAUCAAUCUAAUA
Eruca vesicaria subsp. sativa (arugula) is the source of this 1463-nucleotide messenger RNA. The record is from the annotation of a GenBank genome assembly. Lineage: Eukaryota; Viridiplantae; Streptophyta; Magnoliopsida; Brassicales; Brassicaceae.